GCACAGCCCUGGCCCAUGCGCCUGCUGGGUCCUCCUAGCGCCGCAGCACCCAGGCCUGCGCGGCAUCUGGUGGCCAUCGGGUAAGGCUGGCUCAUGGAAAGAAAGAAUGAAUGCAGACUAUGUGCGGUGAAUAGAGGUCUCGGAUGCCAGCAGGCGUCCCAACCCAGCAGGAACUGGCUCAAUUCCCAGAAGAACGCAAUCAGCCCCCGAGGCAGGAAGGCCGGCUCCAGUGCAGGGCGCGCCGCCUGCGGGCUGCCCCGGGCCGGGGUCGACCAGAGGUUCCAGCGCAAGCGGCGGUAAUAGGAGCGCCAGGAGGACGUGAGGCUCUGUCUGCAGUCAGCAACUUGGAAUAUUCAGACUUCAGACCAGCAUCACGGAUUAUAACCCUCCGUAAAUCACCCGCAGCCCAGCUCCCAUCAAAAGCCAGCCUGAAAGACCCACGGACACGUGACUCCAGUGUUCUCAACAACAUCUUAAGAUCAAGUUGGUUUGCACAACGUUUGCAUCUACUUGGGACAAAGCAAGAACAAUAAGGGUAAAAAAGUGAAAAAAAAGAAAAAGAUCCCUGAGUAAUUGCAAAUGCUGGGACAGUUUACCACUCCAGGGUGAAGAGUCCGUACCAACAUGUCUGCCUCCUACAGGAAUAACGGGUCUGAGGAAGACCCAGAUUACCCUGACUAUUCAGGGUCUCAGAACUGUACGCAGGGGUAUUCGAAAACUCAGGGUUAUCCAGAUGUUCCAGGUCCUCUGAACAAUCCAGACUACCCUGGCACCAGGAGCAAUCCAUACUCUGUAGCCUCCAGAACACAUCCAGACUAUCCUGGGUCUCUGACAGAACCAAAUUAUCCUAGAUCUCUGAGUAAUCCAGACUAUUCUGGCACCAGAAGCUAUGCAUACUCUGCAGCCUCUAGAACAAGCCCAGACCAUCCUACCUCUCUACCAGAGCCAGAUUAUAGUGAAUUUCAGAGUCAUCCCUACCACCGAGCAUCAUCCAGCCAGCCAGACUACCCUGGAUCUCAACGAAAUCCUGAUUUUGCAGGCUCCAGUAGCAGUAGAAACUAUGCAGGCUCCAGAACACAUCCAGAUCAUUUUGGAUCCUUAGAACCAGACUACCCUGGAGCUCAGAGCAACUCUGAUCAUCCUGGACCCAGAGCCAAUUUGAACCAUCCAGGAUCCAGAAGGAAUCUAGAACAUACAAGUUUUAGAAUCAAUCCGUACGCAGACUCUCUGGGAAAGCCUGAUUAUCCAGGCACUGACAUUCAACCUAACUCUCCACCCUUUUUUGGGGAGCCAGACUAUCCUGGUGCUGAGGACAAUCAGAACUUGCCAAGCACUUGGAGAGAAACUGAUUAUUCAGAUGCUGAGGAUGAUCAUGAUUAUCGCUCUUCUGAGACCCCAAAGAUGACUAGGGGGGCGCUCAGCAGAACAUCUUCAGUCCAGCCCUCAUUUCAUCACAGGAGUGAUGGCCCCUUGGGCAACCUUUGGGGAGAGAACGAAGAUUACCCUGAAGGCAUUGAAAUGGCAUCCAUGGAGAUGGCACACUCAUAUGGCCACUCUCUGCCAGGUGUUCCUGGAAGUGGCUAUGUGAACCCUGCUUAUGUAGGCGAAAGUGAUUCUGUCCUUGCUUAUGGAAACCCACCAUUGUCUGAAUGUGAUUGGCACAAGUCACCCCAAGGACAGAAGUUAAUUGCAUCUCUUAUACCCAUGACAUCCAGAGACAGAAUUAAAGCCAUCAGGAACCAGCCAAAGACCAUGGAAGAGAAAAGGAACCUUAGGAAAAUAGUUGACAAAGAAAAAAGCAAACAGACCCGUCGUAUCCUUCAGCUCAAUUGCUGUAUUCAGUGUCUGAACUCCAUUUCCCGGGCUUAUCGGAGAUCCAAGAACAGCCUGUCGGAAAUUCUGAAUUCCAUCAGCCUGUGGCAGAAGACGCUGAAGAUCAUUGGAGGCAAGUUUGGAACCAGCGUCCUCUCCUAUUUCAACUUUCUGAGAUGGCUUUUGAAGUUCAGUAUUUUCUCAUUCGUCCUGAACUUCAGCUUCAUCAUAAUCCCUCAGUUUACCGUGGCCGAAAAGAACACCCUCCAGUUCACUGGGCUGGAGUUUUUCACUGGGGCGGGUUAUUUUAGGGACACAGUGAUGUACUAUGGCUUUUACACCAAUUCCACCAUCCAGCACGGGAGCAGCGGGGCAUCCUACAACAUGCAGCUGGCCUACAUCUUCACGAUCGGAGCAUGCUUGACCACCUGCUUCUUCAGUUUGCUGUUCAGCAUGGCCAAGUAUUUCCGGAACAACUUCAUUAAUCCCCACAUUUACUCUGGAGGGAUCAACAAGCUGAUCUUUUGCUGGGACUUCACUGUCACUCAUGAAAAAGCUGUGAAGCUAAAACAGAAGAAUCUUAGCACUGAGAUAAGGUUCCUGAAGACACACAGUAACCCUGGGGCGGUGCUGUUACUGCCUUUCGUUGUGUCCUGUAUUAAUCUGGCCGUGCCAUGCAUCUACUCCACGUUCAGGCUCGUGGAGAGGUACGAGAUGCCGCGGCAUGAAGUCUACGUUCUCCUGAUCCGAAACAUCUUUUUGAAAAUAUCAAUCAUUGGCAUUCUUUGUUACUAUUGGCUCAACACCGUGGCCCUGUCUGGUGAAGAGUGUUGGGAAACCCUCAUUGGCCAGGACAUCUACCGGCUCCUUCUGAUGGAUUUUGUGUUCUCUUUAGUCAAUUCCUUCCUGGGGGAGUUUCUGAGGAGAAUCAUUGGGAUGCACCUGAUCACAAGUCUUGGCCUUCAGGAGUUUGACAUUGCCAGGAACGUUCUAGAACUGAUCUAUGCCCAAACUCUGGUGUGGAUUGGAAUCUUCUUCUGCCCCCUGCUGCCCUUUAUCCAAAUGAUUAUGCUUUUCAUCAUGUUCUACUCCAAAAAUAUCAGCCUGAUGAUGAAUUUCCAGCCUCCGAGCAAAGCCUGGCGGGCUUCACAGAUGAUGACUUUCUUCAUCUUCUUGCUCUUUUUCCCGUCCUUCACCGGGGUCUUGUGCACCCUGGCCAUCACCAUCUGGAGAUUGAAGCCUUCAGCUGACUGUGGCCCUUUUCGAGGUCUGCCUUUCUUCAUUCACUCCAUCUACAGCUGGAUCGAUACCCUGAGUACACGGCCUGGCUACCUGUGGGUUGUUUGGAUCUAUCGGAACCUCAUUGGAAGUGUGCACUUCUUUUUCAUCCUCACCCUCAUUGUGCUAAUCAUCACCUAUCUUUACUGGCAGAUCACAGAGGGAAGGAAGAUUAUGAUAAGGCUGCUCCAUGAGCAGAUCAUUAAUGAGGGCAAAGAUAAAAUGUUCCUGAUAGAAAAAUUGAUCAAGCUGCAGGAUAUGGAGAAGAAAGCAAACCCCAGGUCACCCGUUCUGGAAAGGAGAGAGGUGGAGCAACAAGGCUCUUUGCAUUUGGGGGAACGUGAUAGCAGUCUUGACUUGCGAUUUAGAAGAUCAGUUCAAGAAGGUAAUCCAAGGGCCUGAUGACUGUUUUGGUAACGAGACACCAAUGAAAUAAGGAGAGGAGAUGAAAACGGAACAAUUUCUUCCAUGCCACCUGUGCCUUUACGAACUGCCCAGAAGAAAAUCCAAGCCUUUAGCCAGGAGUAGAAACUGACUACAGUGUAAAUAUCACAGUAAAACUGGGCAUUCCGUGCUAUUUUUAACACCUGGAUUGCUGAUUUUUCAAGACAAAAUACUUGGGGUUUUCCAGUAAAGAUUGUUGUAAUAUUGAAAUGAGCCUACAAAAACCUAGGAAGAGAUAACUGGGGAAUAAUGUAUUUUAUCUUUAAGAAAUGUGUGCAUGAAUGAUUGGUUCUUCGAAAUCUCUCCUGCCAGACUUGCCAGACCUGGCAAAGGUUUAGAAACUGUUGCUAAGAAAAGUGGUCCAUCCUGAAUAAACAUGUAAUCCUCCAGCAGGGAUAUCAAGCCUCUGAAUUGUAGAACCUGCAUUUAUUUGUGACUUUGAACUAAAGACAUCCUCCAUGUCCCAAAGGUGGAAUACAACCAGAGGUCUCAUCUCUGAACUUUCUUGCGUAUUGAUUACAUGAAUCUUUGGAGUCGGGGAUGGAGGAGGUUCUGCCCCUAUGAGGUGUUAUACAUGACCAUCAAAGUCCUAUGUCAGGCUAGUUUUGCACAGUGGCAGUACCGUAGCCAAUGAGAUUUAUCCAAGACGUGAUUAUUGCUAAUUGAAAAUUUUCCCAAUACCCCACCAUGAUGACUUGAAAUAUAAUCAACACUGGCAAUUUUUGACACUCUCUACGGAGACUGAAUAAGAAAAAAAAAAAGAAGAAAUUAGCUGGGUGUGACGGCUUAUGCCUGUAAUCCCAGCACUUUGGGAGGCUGAGGCAAGUGGAUCACUUAAUGUCAGGAGUUCAAGACCAGCCUGGCCAACAUGGUGAAACCCCGUCUCUACUAAAAAUAAAAAAAGUAGCUGGGUGUGGUGGUGCAUGUCUAUAAUCCCAGCUACUUGGGAGGCUGAGGCAGGAGAAUUGCUUGAACCUGGGAGGCAGAGGUUGCAGUGAGGUGAGAUUGUACCACUGCACUCCAGCCUGGGCAACAGAGUGAGACUCUGUCUCAAAAAAAUAAAUAAAUAAAUAAAGUCUUAUUCAAACC
Molecule: messenger RNA, 4623 nt
Organism: Symphalangus syndactylus (siamang)
Lineage: Eukaryota; Metazoa; Chordata; Mammalia; Primates; Hylobatidae
Gene: TMC5
Product: transmembrane channel like 5
Cellular component (GO): plasma membrane
Molecular function (GO): mechanosensitive monoatomic ion channel activity
Source: RefSeq, a predicted model, not a curated record